CCUGCUCCAUUCUUUCUAUAUGCCAAAGCCUUUUUGAUCUUGUUCUUGAUCUUGAUGUUGAUCUUGCCCACAAAUCAAAUCGAAGUCUUGUGGGUUUGUCUGAAAUUGAUUUUGUGCACUGAGGAAGUUCUGGAUCUGAAGGGUUUUUGGGCAUUUUGGUUCUUGGUGGAUGGAUCUGUGUUUUUUUGGGUCAAUCUGGUUGGAGAAUGCUGUGAGGGUUUUGCUUCUUUAGGUGUUUUUUGCAAUUUUUGAAGCAAAAGGUGUGUUGCUAGUUGCAGUCUUAAAGGAAGAAGCUUGCAACCUUCGUAGUGUGGAUUGAGAUUAUUUUAAGAAUCUUGAAGAAUCAAGGUUGUCUUGCCCUACAGACAAUUCAAACAAAUGGAUUCGGAGGGCCCGAAAUCAGAGGAAUCGCAGGCGAUGGUUAACAACUUGAAUUCUCAACUGCCAUUCCCUGAUGAAGUAUUGGAGAAAGUCCUUUCUUUCAUAGAUUCCCACAAGGACAGGAACUCGGUCUCCCUUGUCCGAAAAGAUUGGUACAAUGCCGAGCGAUGGACGAGGCAGAAUCUUUUCAUAGGAAACUGCUACUCAGUGUCCCCGGAGAUUGUGGCCAGAAGGUUUCCGAGAAUUAAGAGUCUCACACUUAAAGGGAAGCCGAGGUUUUCGGAUUUUAACAUGCUGCCGCACGAUUGGGGCGCCAAUGUCCAUUCGUGGUUGCUCACAUUCGCGCAAGUCUACCCGUUUUUAGAGGAGCUGAGGCUCAAGAGAAUGAUCGUCACCGACGAGAGCUUGGAUCUCUUGGCGAAGUCAUUCCCCAGCUUCAAAUGUUUAUCCUUGUGGAGCUGCGACGGGUUCUCGGAGAAGGGGCUCAAAGCCAUUGUCACUCAUUGCAGGUACUUGACUGAGCUCGACAUACAGGAGAGCAUAUCGUUCGACAUCGGCGGAGGUUGGUUGAGUUGCUUCCCGGAGACGUUGACGUCGCUCGAAGUACUGAACUUCUCGAGUGUCAAUAGCGCAGUAAAUUUCGAGGACCUCGAGAGCCUCAUUAGUCGAUGCAAAUCUUUGAGGGUUCUGAAGGUUAACGAGACGAUCACAAUCGAGCAAUUGCGGCGGCUGCUCGCGCUUGCCCCUGGGUUAGUCGAGCUCGGUGCGGGCUCCUUUCAGCAAGAGCUCACGCCUAAUCUAUACAGAGACAUUCAGAGAGCCAUCAAUGAUUGUAAGCAGCUACAAAUCAUUUCGGGUUUAUGGGGCGCAAGCACGGAUCAUCUCCCUGUCCUGUAUGGCGCUUGCGCCGGGCUCAGUUUCUUAAACUUGAGCGACGUUCCCGUUCCGACUGCUGACUUUGUGGCGCUUCUCGCGCAUUGCCCGAAUCUGACACGGCUUUGGAUUAGUGACACGGUCGAAGAUGAAGGGCUGGCAGCUGUUGGAUCUAAAUGUCCGUUAAUUGAAGAGCUCCGUGUCUUCCCUGCUGAACCGUUCGAAGGAGAUCAUCACAACGGUGUGACCGAGGUGGGUUUCUUGGCCGUAUCCCGGGGAUGCCGUAAACUCCGUUACGUCCUCUACUUUUGCCAGAGGAUGACGAACGCUGCGGUCGCAACCGUAGUACAGAACUGCCCGGACUUCACACACUUCCGGCUUUGCAUAAUGACUCCGCGCCUGCCGGACCACGUUACGAAUGGACCUAUGGAUGAGGGCUUCGGCGCCGUUGUCAAAACCUGCCGUAACCUUAGACGCCUCUCGGUUUCGGGCCUUCUCACGGAUCUUGCGUUCGAGUACAUUGGGAAGUAUGCGAAGAAUCUGGAGACGCUUUCGGUGGCAUUCGCUGGCAACAGCGAUCGGGGAAUGCAGUGUGUUCUCGGGGGCUGUCCGAAGCUGAGGAAGCUCGAGAUCCGAGAUUGUCCUUUCGGGAACGCGGCUCUGCUGUCGAAACGAGAGAAGUAUGAGAACAUGCGGUCGUUGUGGAUGUCGACGUGCUAUGUGACGAUGAAGGGCUGCAGGCUGCUCGCGAGGGAGAUGCCGAGGUUGAAUGUCGAGGUCAUUGCGGAGAACGGGAGCGACGACAGCAGUGUUGUCGAUAAAGUUUAUGUGUACCGUUCCGUGGCAGGGCGGAGACGCGAUGCGCCACCGUCGGUCGUAACGCUCUGAUGAAUUCUGAUGCUGUUUUUGAUCGGCGUUUGUUCUCAGAAGAGCAAUGGGGGCGCCGGCAGCCGGCCGGCGGCGGCGUUGGGGAGGACCAAAUGAUUCUCUUUGGUGCAAAGGGAAGAUUUAUUCGUGAACAAAGAGAAGAUGGAUCGAUCUCCUAGCAGCAGCCAUUUGUGCAUUAUUCCUGUUUUGUUAUUACUACUCAAAUAAUGAACUAACUGUGGAAGAUGAUGCAUUUGAAAUUGGACAAUCCUCAUUGAGACACUCUUUCUUGUUCUAUUUAUUGUCUAUCUUACUACC
This is a messenger RNA of Andrographis paniculata, 2439 nucleotides long. RefSeq names its product protein TRANSPORT INHIBITOR RESPONSE 1-like. Gene Ontology annotation, biological process: SCF-dependent proteasomal ubiquitin-dependent protein catabolic process. Gene Ontology annotation, cellular component: SCF ubiquitin ligase complex. The record is from RefSeq and is a predicted model, not a curated record. NCBI's taxonomy places the organism in Eukaryota, Viridiplantae, Streptophyta, Magnoliopsida, Lamiales, Acanthaceae. The coding region runs from base 379 to 2142 and encodes 587 amino acids. The transcript has 4 exons.